GAUAAGGGAGAAAGAAAUUAGCUAUCAUUAUGGUGGCCAUUUUAUAUUUUCCCCUACUAGAAAAUAUGUAGGUGGACAUUUAAAGAAAACAAAUAUUGAUGUUGAUUUCAUAUCUUUCUUUGAUUUGUUGGACGAGUUAAAAGAGCAUUGUAAUUUCAAUAUUUGUGAGGGAGACAAGUUCUUUUAUUUGAGAGGUGAUAAAAUUAUUAGUGAUUAUGAUGGGCUAGUUGAAUGUCAUGACGAUCAAGAUAUUAAGAACAUGCUUGUCAGUUAUAAAAUGCAUAAAGAAAGGCCUAUUGAGAUUUAUACACUGCUGAAAAAUGAUAUUUUUAUGAGUACUUCUCUUGGAGAAAAUAGUUCUAGGGGUAAUGAGUCUGAAAAGGUGAUGGAAGCAGAAGAACAUGAAUCAACAAAUUCAACAGGUAAUCAUUAUUUGUAUUGAUCUUAAUCACAUAUAUCGAUAUUUUUACUUGACGUUAUUUAUUUAAUCUUCUAGGUUCCAACGCUGUGAAAAGAAAACUAGAGGUCCUACACAGUGUGUAGAAAUAAUUAAUUUACAGGAGGGACAAAAACUAUCAGUAGAAUUUGAUGAGGAUCAUCAGGCAAUUGGUAAGAAUGCAAGCAAAUUAAUUUGAUUUUUGGGCCAAACAGUUAGAAGCCGAACUUGUUGCCCUUUAAAGGUAAAUAGUUGGAAAGAGAUUGAGCAAGAUAAGAUCAACCAUAUGUAGGACAUCGUUUUGGUACGAAAAACUAACAAGCUAAUAACUCUAUAAUAUUUUAUAAUUUCUUAUCGAUUAACAUUUACUAGAAUAUAUGAUCAUAAACUAUGAUGGUAUUUAUUUCUUACAGGAGAAGUUUAAUUUUGAUGUGUCUGAGGGAAGAAAAAGCGCAAUUCUUGGUAAAAUGAGUGACCUCUAUAGAGACUAUAGGUACAAGUUGAAGAAGAAGUAUUUUGAUUCAAAAGCAGGUUACCAACUUCGCCUACGCAACAAGCCUAAACUUGUUGCCGCAGAUGAAUGGAAAUAUUUGGUCAAUCUUUGGAGUGAUGCCGACUUUCAGAAGAAGAGUACGCAGAAUAAGACAAAUAGAUCGAAACGUUCCUUGCCACCAUAUAUUGGGACCAAAAGUUAUGCAAGACUAAGAUACGAAAUGAAGCAAAAAAAUGGAAAACCUCCUUCCCGUGUUGAAGUUUUUAUGGAAUCUCGCAAGAGAAAAAAAGGAAAACAAGUUUGAUGCUUUUCAACAAGAUGUUAUUGUAAUGUUGAUAUAUUCUCUUUUCUUUU
Messenger RNA from Nicotiana tabacum (common tobacco), 1283 nucleotides. The record is from RefSeq and is a predicted model, not a curated record. NCBI's taxonomy places the organism in Eukaryota, Viridiplantae, Streptophyta, Magnoliopsida, Solanales, Solanaceae.